Messenger RNA from Blepharisma stoltei, 581 nucleotides. NCBI's taxonomy places the organism in Eukaryota, Ciliophora, Heterotrichea, Heterotrichida, Blepharismidae. The record is from the annotation of a GenBank genome assembly.
AUGCUGUCGUCACCUAAAACAACGGAUGACACUCCUGAAGAUUACAUAAAUUCUGAUAUUUCCCAAUCUUCCUCAAGAGUCAGGAGCAUUGAUACUUCAAAAUCUCAGGAAGAAUCUUAUACUUACACAGUCAGGAGAAUUCUCCCUCCGAUUUUCACAGUAAUCUAUCUAUCUUAUCUAUAAAAUUGAACUUCAAUACCAGGCGAACCUGCAUUGGUCGUUAAACGAGAUAGAACUAAGAUAAAAAAUUAUAGAAAAUUCCCUUUAAUUGCCUUAUCAGUGGGUGGAAUUGCCCGUUAAGUUCACAAUUUGGUCUGACCAAGCCUAAUAAUUUUGGUCAGACCAAAUUGUAACAAUUCACCCACUAAUAGGGCUAUCUAUUGGAAUUACGUAUAGCGCAUCUCAUAAAUUAAAAUAUGCAAGAGAAAAAAUUUCAGUCAGAAACAGAUAGUUCUGACGACAAUAUAUUUAAUUAUACUAUUUUCACAGUCAAAGCAGAAGAAAGUGAAUUUCAAAUGGAAGAUGAAGAAAUUGACCCAUAUGAAGAACUCAAUAAGCAAUGAAAAUGCCUUCUUCAAUAA